Molecule: messenger RNA, 5454 nt
Organism: Haplochromis burtoni (Burton's mouthbrooder)
Lineage: Eukaryota; Metazoa; Chordata; Actinopteri; Cichliformes; Cichlidae
Product: zinc finger and BTB domain-containing protein 5
Cellular component (GO): nucleus
Source: RefSeq, a predicted model, not a curated record
ACUCUGAGACUAGACUCUGAGACUAGACUCUGAGACUAGACUCUGAGACUAGACUCUGAGACUAGACUCUGAGACUAGACUCUGAGACUAGACUCUGAGUCUAACAAUAAACUCUGAGAACUCGUUCGAAUGAGCUGUGACGAAAACCCCUCCUUAAUAAAACCGCGAUGUCGAGAGCAAAUAAAAGGGCAGAACCUCUAUUUUAAUCUCGUGGCCCAAGGAGCAUGACUGUGUACCAGUGUGGCUCAUGCUUUUAUCAAACAUCGGUGUUCAUGACUAGAUGAAGCUGGAAGCUGACAGUGCAGUGUAGUGGCAGCGACACAGCUGCUGAUUCCAGCAUGUUGUAUUUCAUGCUGUCAGCAGCUGUAAGUAGCAAUGACAACAGAAAGUCUGACUUUUGCUGCGCAGACUCUCCACCUAACUGUUGUUACCUGGUGCUAUGUACAUAAAGCAGUGAUGGCAAACAGCAUCUGCACAUCUGUUGAAGGUGAUCGCUCUAUUUAGAAGAGUGGACUUUAUUCCAUCCAUUAAAUAUUGGUUGAUAAAGUUUGCAAACACAGAGCACUUUCUUUAGUCUAACAUCAGAACAUCGGUCAUUAAUGGGACUCUCAAUAUGCCAAAUUCAUGUUUGAAUGUAUUAUUAACAUAAUGAACAUUAGUCAAUCCUGCACACAGAGAGUGUGCUACAUGUGGCACAGUAACAGUACCUUAGUUAUGUCUCAAGAACCAAGAAGGGAAAUCCCAGAACGUUGUCUGUGUUUGUGUGGAUGCUGCGCUUUGUUUGGGAGGAACGUUUCACGGCCCAUCCGGGUCAGGCUGCAGCUUUCCCACCGUGCACACAGCACAGCUGACACGAGCACCACUAGCUCCGUUUCAUAAACAUUAAUAUGCAAAUUGUCAUGAACAUUGAUCGCUGACCACGAGUGUGAUUCACAGAGUCGGGACUGGCAGCAUUCACGGCGCUGACUCUCGUCCCGUGGAUGGGCUGCAGCUUUCCUCAGGCCUGUUGGGAUAAUCGCCUCGAUCUCUUUGACGGUCCUUUUCUGGGCUCUGCUUUCCAAAGUCCAGAGUUCCAAUCAGAGGUCUUUAUGGCCCGGAUAAGGUGACCAGUCGAAAGGAAAAGUGGACAUAGAAGGCACGUUGUAGCGGGACAGUGGGUUUCAUCUUAUUUUAGCUGAUAUGAAGAAGACGCGUGUCCUGGUGUGAUGGGAGGAGCUGCGAGGGGCGGGCUGCUGCAGGAAGGCUAGGAUACCACAGCUGUGCAGCGGCUAGGAGUCCAUGUUGCUGCACGAUUACAAAAGCUAUAACAAACUGAGUAAUGUUGUUGUAAAAAACUUCCAGACUCUUCCGUUGAAGCACUUUAAAGGUUCCCCUUUGUUAGAAGGGAAAAACUGGAGUUGCGGUUUGAUUCCAUGCUCUCUGUAUCAGCGUCAUCGUGACAGUAUCGUGGACGAGUGGCCUUCUCAGACCUGUGCAGUGACUCUGACGUGUUGGCACUUUGUUGAAGCACAUCUUGUUGCCCAAGCUCGCACCUCCUCGUUGUGCUGACUACAUUUAUGUGUGUGCACUCCACAUUCAUAUUGAAUUGAUGGAAAUGUAAUAAGCUGUUGUGAAGAGAGGGCAUUACAUUUGGAUUAUUGGUAUUAUUAUUUUUGGAUGCAGAGCCUGACUGGAGAAGCUUUUUCCAGGUCCAGGCCUGAAGAUGAAUCUUUUAAUGUCAGACAUUCAUUGUCCACAUUUCAACACAUCACAGGACUGUAAAAAGAUGUAAAGUGAAACAUAUAUAUCAGAGUCGUGUUAGUGUGUGUUGGUGUCUGGGUGUAAUCGGCUGUAGCAGCUAAAACAAAUACUUUGCCUUCGAGUAUUCUUUCAUGACAUGUUUCAGUGUUGAUGUCAUUAAAUAUGUAGGAGGUUUGCAGUGAACCUCGCCAUGCUGUGCUCAUCAUUUCUGCUGUGUGCUGUCACUUUGUCAUUUGUAUGUUCCAGAGCUGUCACUUCAGAGGUGGCUACACUGACUUGACCCGAACCACCGUUUACCUGCACAUCCUCUCUGUGGAGACUUUCUGUUUUAUGUACGAGACGACAGCAGUUAGAUCUUUGUGCGUGUCUCAGUGUUCCACAAUUGUAAUGAUUACAUUUGCAUACACAUCCAGUUAUCGUUAUUUUUUUAUAAUUUAAUAGAUAAAAACAUGACAGCAGAAGGUGUUGUGCUUAGCAGUAGGUGUGGCUGUAGCUCAGGAGGCAGAGAUCACUUACUAACAGGAAGGUUGCUGCUGUAUCUUUAUGCGUGGCUGGACAAGUUGGUUUUAAAACUAUCAGCACAGCCAGAUGAAACGAACUUGUGUCACACAGUACACUCAUAACUGAGAUUAUAAAAGAUAUUGAGAUAUUGUUAUCCAGCCACAGUCUGAUGUUUCUCUGUUAUUUUAGCCGCUGUUACAGAAUUGGACAAAUUCAGAGUCGUAGCUAAAUCAGGUGAUCUGGUGACAAACAUCCAUCUGAACAAGUUGGAGCUUUAGUGCCACCGAGCUACGAGCAGCAUUACAUCCUCCGGAACAGAGGGUGGCGCUGUUACGGCAAACUGGCUGUGAGCCACCGUCAAACAGGAGAUGCACUUUAGCGGUGAGGUGCUAGUGUUUACCUGCUAGCUGUGCUGCAAUGGUGUGAACGACCUCCAGUAGUUUCUUAGUCCUACUCGAGCAGUGAAAGAGCAAAGACAGAGCAGCCAGCCAGCGGCGAACAGCCAUGUCCAACCGCCUGGCCUUCCAGACCCAGCUGGCCUCCAUCAUGGAGGUCCUAGCAAACGCAGCGGUGGCGGAAAUCUGUAAGCUGGUUGACGACGACUACGCGGUGGUGAGGUUGCAGAUGUCUCAGUGCCAGAGAGAGAACAAGGCCCUGAAGAGGAAACUACACCUGCUGGAGCUGAAGAUGGCCCGGGGAAAUGCCGAGAGGAGGCUCCGGGAGAGUGCCCUGAACAGCAGCCGGCCGAGGGUGCAGAUAAACGGCAGCGACAGGCCCCGAGAGCCCUCCACCCCCGCCGGUGACGUGUUUGACCAGCAGAGGGAGGUGCUUCUGUGGCCCAGCGGAGACGCAACCGGUGAACUGAUCCUGUCUGAAAGCAUGCACAGUAAGUCUCCAGAUGUGGAGCUGGUGGAGCCGGAGGCAGUGCUGGUGAAAGAGGAGAAGGUGCAGGCAGCCACGUCUCGAGAUGAAGCGGAGCAGAGUACGUCACUUAUAGGAGAUGAUGGGCUGAUGGAGUGUGUCCCUCAUGGAGCUGAAGGUCAGAUGCCUGGCCCCGAGGACCAGGACGCCCAGUCCGUGUCUACUCGAUCCCAGUCGCAGAGCCAGGCGUGCAGGACGAAGCUUACCGGCAGCAGAGGAGUGGAGGUUGCAGUACCUCAAAGGACCCCUGCAGAAUCAGAAGAUAUCAGCAGCAUUGUGGCGGCCCAGCUGAGGGUACCAGACACCAACAUGCCAGCCAACCCAACCAAGCAGCAGCAGCAGCGAUGCAGCAACAACCCCACGAGCUGUGACUACUCUCUCUUUGAACUGGAAACCUUCUUCACCCGCUGGGCCCCUGAUAAUGACCCUGUGUCAGCUCCUGGUGGCUCUUCAUGUGCAUUUGUUCCUAACAAGUCAACUGAACGUGACCAGGAUAGAGUUGUUAUCAUAGACACUCGUCGACAGCCUUGGCAAGUGCUCGAUCCCCCACAGACCUCGACGUCCUCGGCGUUGAAGCCGAGCGGAGGGCAGAGUUUCUCCUCUGCAGGCCGGCCGUCUGCAUCACAGGGGACUUCUGCACCCACGUCUUUGAGAAUGCAGGAUCCAGGAUCUUCCCAGCCUUCCUGGAGGAGAACACCAGCACAGGCUCAAGUGCAGCAGCUUCAAAAUGGCAACACUUACUCUCAACAGGAAAGCACCGUCCCUCCCUCACGAAUCACACCGUCCUCCAGCACAGGUGCUGUCAGUAAAACAAGUAAAACCAAGACAGCUGGGGCUCCACAGUCCUCUCUAUCAGUCCGGGGAGCUGUAGCACCGCUGGCCAGCACUGAGGUGGCCAUCGCCCCACAGCAUCGGACAACUCUCCUCACUAACCUUAAUAAAAAUCGUGCUGCAUGCACUUUGCCCACAGAGCGCCGCAGGAAGAGUUACGUAUGUGGAGCCUGCGGAAAAGCUUUCUCUGGCCUGUCCAAUCUAGAGGUCCACAAGAGAGUGCACACAGGCGAGAAGCCUUUCCGCUGUGACACUUGUGGGAAGCACUUCUCUGAGGCUGGAAACCUGAAAAAGCACCAAAGGGUUCACACGGGGGAGAAACCCUUCAGCUGCAACCAGUGUGGGAAGAGGUUUGCUUGGAUCUGCAACUUGAGGACACACCAGCAGUCUGCCACAGGCUGCGGAGCACAAGCCGGGGCAGGGCUGUAACUGCUGAUGCUGUUAUUAUUGAUUCAAAGGGUAGUAUAACUCUGCCCAGUGACAGUUUUUUGUGUCCCUGGUUAUAGUUGACCCAGUUUAGCUCUUUCUCUGUGUUCCUGUGGGCGUUUUGAAACUUUUCCUUUGUCUCCUGGGUCCUCAGAGAGCCUCUCCAUGGAUGCAUGGCACAACCUAAAGAGAGUGCCAGCUCUCCAGGACGUAUACACUUAAAGAAAAGAAGAGAAACUGGAAGAGCUUCACUGAACAGAGGGGGUGGCUCACGACAACAGCUAUCAGUGGCCUAAAAUGCAGGGAUUUCAACCCCCAGUCAUACCCUGGCUCCUGUGACUGUAAUAAUGCCUUGGCUCAUGUCCAUUAAUGACCCACAUGAUUACAGUAAAAGGCUCUCAGGACCACCCCUGAGGUGAUAACCUACAUCUUUAACAUCAUCUUUACCAACCAAAGAUUUCCACUUUCGCUAAAUAUUGUAUUUUUGUGCCUGUAUAUAAACAUGUGACCCUGUGAGUGUUACAAGAAAUCCAAACUAAACUCAAACUCUCGUUUUUCACUCACUAAAGGUGUAUGCUGGACAAUUAUUUCACCUCAAAAAAGAAAAGUACGCAGAGUCGAUUACAUGACAUUCAUCACCAUGAUGAGUAGUUGGAAACGUUUGACCACGAUGUGUAUUUGACCACAGUGGGAACACAAUCAGACUGAAUUAAAGAGCAUAUAAAGUCUCCUGUGACCAACCUCAUCAGAUCUAAUGUGGUGCUUUCAGCUCUUUUCAUUCUUUCCUGUGUGAUAGUUGCCCUCUCUCUCUCUUAUUCUGUGGUGAAAUCUUCCACUUUCACAGAGUUAAUAAAUAAAUUGGAUGUGUAGGCAGAAUUCAUCUAGAGGGGUGCCGCGUUAAACUCUUCAUCCACGGAAGCCUGAAGUCUGUGCUACAGCUGACCUGUAGGCUGUAAAGAAGAACACAAAACAAUAUUUAUCAGUGCUAGGACCAAUUCUGUUUACAUUAUACAUGCUUCCCUUAGGCAGCAUCAU